AACUCCUAAUUCAUCUCUCUUUAAGUUCAAAUUUCCUAAAUGGGACACUCCCAUCUUGGUUAUUCAGUUUGACCUCUUUGAGGUUGUUAACUCUUGAUCAUAAUCAAUUUAUUGGUGAGAUUGGAGAAUUCAAGUAUAAUAAUUCCUUGGUGACAUUUGAUUUGAGCUAUAAUAUGCUACAUGGCUCUAUUCCUAGCUCAAUAUCUAGACUUGUGAACCUUAUUUCUCUAGAUCUCUCAUCAAAUAACCUACAUGGCUCUAUUCCUAGCUCAAUAUCUAGACUUGUGAACCUUACUUCUCUAUCUCUCUCAUCAAAUAACCUGAGUAUUAUGUUUGACUUAGAAAUGUUCUCAAAGCUCAAAAAUCUCAUUGUUGUCAAUUUUUCAUAUAACAAUUUAUUCGUCAGCAUCAACAACAAUCUAACAUUUACCUUGCCCAAUCUGAAUGAAUUGUACUUGUCUUCUUGCAACAUUAGUGAAUUCCCAAUUUUCCUAAGAACAACUAUAAAUUUACGAUACUUAAACCUUUCCAAUAACAGAAUUCAUGGUCAAACUCCAAAAUGGUUGGGAGCUGUGGGGAGGAAUUCAUUACAAUUUCUGGAUCUUUCUCACAACUUUUUGACAAGUAUAGACAAGAUUCCUUGGAAGAACCUAGAUACUGUUGAUCUUCGUAACAACUUGCUUCAAGGACCAUUCCCCACGUUAAAUGCUCUUAACCUCAAUUAUCUCUUUGCCUCCAAUAACAAUAUAACUGGGGAAAUUCCUUCUAUAAUUUGCAAUGCAAGUUCCCUUGAAGUUCUAGAUUUGUCUCAUAACAACUUUAGUGGCACAAUUCCAAAGUGUUUAGUACUCUCUAAUGUACUCUCAGUGUUGGAUUUGCGAAUGAAUAGCCUUAAUGGUUCCAUACCUGCAACAUUUUCAGAGGGAAACAAAUUGAGAAGUAUUAACCUUAAUGGCAAUCAAUUGGAAGGGCCAUUGCCACGAUCUUUGGAAACUUCAACAAACUUAGAAGUUCUAGAUCUUGGAAACAAUAAGAUAAAUGGCACCUUCCCCUAUUGGUUGGGAAGUAUUCUAGUACUGCAGGUUCUAGUCAUUAGAUCAAAUAAAUUUCGAGGUCGUAUAGGCAAUCCUAAGACCCAAUUUCCUUUCCUAAAUUUGCGAAUCCUAGACAUCUCUAACAAUAAGUUUAAUGGUCCUUUGCCAAGAAAAUAUUUCAAAUAUUUGAAAGCCAUGAUGAAUGCGGAUGAAGGAGAAGUUGCGUUGAAAUAUAUAGGAGAUAAUUAUUAUUAUGAUUCUUUGAAUGUGAUGAUGAAAGGGUCGUAUAUUGAGUUGGUAAGAAUCCAAACUGUCUUUACAACCAUUGAUUUUUCAAACAAUAGAUUCAUAGGGGAUAUUCCACAAAUAAUUGGAAGCCUUAAUUCACUCAAGGGUCUCAACUUUUCUCACAAUAACCUUACAGGUUGUAUUCCAUCGUCGUUUGGAAAUUUGACUAAUCUUGAAUGGUUAGACCUCUCUUUCAACAAGCUCGGAGGGGAGAUUCCCAAGCAAUUGGUAGAUAUUCCGUGGCUUGCAGAUUUAAAGCUAUCACAUAAUCAGCUUGCAGGACAAAUACCUUUAGGGAAGCAAUUCAAUACAUUCGACAAUGAUUCAUACACCAAUAACUUGGGAUUAUGUGGAUUUCCGUUGACAAGAGCAUGCAACAACCAUGAGACAAAGCAACCACCACCAUCAACCUUGCAACAAGAAGACAACUUAGAGCCUAAAAAUGGGUUUGGUUGGCGAGCUGUAUCAAUAGGUUAUGGAUGUGGAGUCAUAUUUGGAACAUUAAUGGGGUAUCUUAUGUUUAAAAUUGGAAAACCAAAGUGGAUUGUGAGGAUGGUCAAACUAGAGCAACAUAUCUUGCUCAAAAGGUUGAAGAAUAAUGCCCGCAGAAGUGGUGGAAGAAAAUAACAAGUCAAAACAAUGUGGAAAUCACUUUGAUUUGAUGAAAAGGCUAGGAGUCCAAGUAGAAUGCAUCUGUUGUAGGUUUUUUCAUUUCCAGAUCAUGGAAUUUUUUCAACCAUGGAGGAAAUUACGGACAAGUUGGAAUCUGGCUCCAGGGCAAAAGAAAAAACAUACUUCUAAUUUGACUCAGACGGAAAAGCCUAGCAAAAAAUGGGGCUUUCCUCCAACUCCUUCCAUGUGUUAGAAUUGAGAUAAAGAUGAAGCUUCCCUUUCCACUUGCCAUCUUCAUCAUCCUUAUUCACUCCCAUCUUCCUCAUUUUUCAAACAAUGGAAAUAGCACAUAAUGGUGAUUUGGGAGAAUAUUACCCUUCUUUCAUGGUUCCCAAAGACACAGGACACCAUUCAUUGCCAAGCUGGUUGGUGUUGUCACUGUUGAAAUAAUUGUUUCUACUUUGCUUAGCAUCAAAUGCCCAGUAAUGUGCAAGGUUGAUGCCUUUGAUGUUUCGGAAAAUAUCAAUAACCUUUGUGCUCUUGAAUAGUUCAAGACCUCUGUGUAGAUACUUGGGAGCAAAUCAAGACCAAAUAUACUGAAAUGAAGAUCUAGAAAUUAAUCCAGCAUUCAUAUAGUAUUCCUAGCAUUCCACUUGUUGCUGACUUGCUUUGAGAAAUUGACUUUCUACUCGAGACAAGCUGUUAAAAGGGUUAUCAAGGUGACGUGUUGUGUCUUCUACAAGACCUGUCUUGAGAGUGGUGAUCACUUGUUCUUUGAGUAUCAUUUUCCAAAGAGGUUAAGGGAGCAAGUUAAGUCAUGAUGUCUAAUAAAAUCCAAGUUUCAACUUCAACACUUAAGAGUAAUAUGUUGGAUUGUAAAGCAAAAAAAUGCAGAGCUGCCAAUGCAACAGAUUAAUGUCAAAGUCAUCAAGAUGCUACUCUGCUGUUGCUAAUAGGGUGCUGUUUUGGCUAGUGUGGCUUUGAAGAACAGAGGGAAGUGUACUGUCGACUGCCUUAGUGGAAUUAUAUCGUUGUUGGUCGUGUUGGAGCUAGAAUUUAUCAUGAUAUAUGCUUCACUAAACUUGCUGCAUUCAUGUCAAGAUUUGGAUCCCCUCUAUAGGACUCACAAUCGCAUUGGAUUCUUGCUUAUCACGAGUGUAGACUAUGUUGGGAUUAUACAAAGCUAUUGAUUGACUCUCAUUGCUAGGCUACAGAAUUUAAACUGAGGGUGAUAUACUGGAAUAAACUGUUCAGCUGGGUUAGAUGUGAUUUGCCGGCCUUAAAUUCCUUUUCAGACUUGGUUGAGCUGGUUGGGCAACGAAAGCAGAAAUUUGACCUGUUUGCAGUAGUAGCCUGGUAUGUUUGGCAGCGAAGAAAUAAAUUGAGAGCAAAUGAAUCAAUUAUCCCUCUUCAAGAUGCUUUGAUCUCAGCAGCUCAACUCCUGACAAAUUUCCAAAAGAGAAGACUAGUCAUUUCAUCUUAAAGCCCGAUGUCAGAUUCUAAGUGGAAGCCUCCAGAUAAGGAUGAGUUUAGAACCAACUACAAUGGAGCAGUUUUUCAGGAGACUAAUGAAGCAAGUAUUGGUGUGGUGAUCUGAAACAAUGAAGGUGAAGUUUUGGGGGCUUUGUCCGAGAAGAUAGCCCUGCCUGGGUCAGUUGUAAUGGUGGAAAUGCUUGAGGCUAGGAGUGCGGUCCACUUUGCUCUUGAAAUUGGAAUUGCUCACUCAGUCUUUUUGAAGGGGACUCUGAGAUUAUUGACAAGGCUCUCUCUACUGACGUUAGUCCCCUUUCGUCCUUUGAACACAUAGUUGAAGACACUGUCUAUUGCUAGUUCACUUGUGAACUUUUCCUUCUCUCACACUAGAAGGCCGGGUAACUCUGUUGCUCAUGCCUUAACUAGGAGAGCUAGGCUUUCUUGUCCUUUGUUAGUUUGGAUGGAGUCUAUUCCUCUGUUAUGUCUCAAGAUCACGUGGAACCAAAUGGGAAUCACGUGCAGUGAAGUGGUGAAAUUGCAAAAAGUGGCUAGAGAUAAGAAUUAUAAGAAGAUAAGGAUAUUGCCUCAAGAUUAGUUAUUUGCAGCAGAUUAGUAUCGUUUGAAUUAUUGUUAAUUGUUAUUUGAAUUAUGAUUUAGUUAUCUCUUGUAUUUGAAUUCCAAUCCAUCUUGUAUUUAAGAGUAUUAAGUGAAAUAAGAGGCAAGCAGAAUUUUAA
Messenger RNA from Quercus lobata, 4141 nucleotides. Its product is annotated as receptor-like protein 33. The record is from RefSeq and is a predicted model, not a curated record. Gene Ontology annotation, molecular function: protein binding. The coding region runs from base 174 to 1949 and encodes 591 amino acids. NCBI's taxonomy places the organism in Eukaryota, Viridiplantae, Streptophyta, Magnoliopsida, Fagales, Fagaceae. The transcript has 10 exons.